Messenger RNA from Zeugodacus cucurbitae (melon fly), 4019 nucleotides. RefSeq names its product membrane-associated protein Hem (gene Hem). The coding region runs from base 302 to 3673 and encodes 1123 amino acids. The transcript is spliced from 3 exons. Lineage: Eukaryota; Metazoa; Arthropoda; Insecta; Diptera; Tephritidae. Gene Ontology annotation, cellular component: SCAR complex. Gene Ontology annotation, biological process: cell morphogenesis; cell projection assembly; cortical actin cytoskeleton organization. The record is from RefSeq and is a predicted model, not a curated record.
AACGAAUAUGUGUGCAAAGAAAAUAUAUAAAUAGGAAGUGAUACAUGAAAAAUCUGCUUUUGCAGAAAAUUUUAUAAAUUUCCAAUAAAAAAAUGUUUAUAAACAAAAUAAAUUAAGUGAAAAGUGUAGCAAGCAUUAGCGCAAUUAAUAAACAAGUGAAAUUUGCAUUUCAAAUACAUUCCAAAACUAGAAAAGCCAAGCACAACACAAGUGCAGUGUAGUGUAGUGAAGUGUAGGUGCGGCGGUCGCGCUUAUUGAAUUGUUGCAAUAGCAAAUUAGAAAAGCAGAGCAGACCGCCACAAUGGCACGCCCAAUUUAUCCAAAUCAACAGAAAAUCGCUGAGAAGUUGGUGAUACUCAACGAUCGUGGUUUGGGUAUAUUAACGCGUAUUUAUAAUAUUAAAAAGGCAUGCGGCGAUACAAAAUCCAAGCCAGGUUUCUUAUCGGACAAAUCACUUGAGUCAUCAAUCAAAUUCAUUGUAAAGCGUUUCCCCAACAUCGAUGUUAAGGGUCUCAAUGCAAUUGUGAAUAUAAAGGCGGAGAUUAUUAAAUCGCUUUCCUUAUAUUAUCAUACUUUUGUGGAUUUGUUGGAUUUUAAGGAUAAUGUCUGCGAAUUGCUCACCACAAUGGAUGCUUGCCAGAUACAUCUGGAUAUUACGCAAAAUUUCGAGUUAACCAAACAUUAUCUGGAUUUAGUAGUCACAUAUGUGUCUUUAAUGAUACUUUUGUCACGCGUGGACGAUCGCAAAGCCGUUUUGGGGCUCUACAAUGCCGCCUACGAACUACAGAAUAAUCAAGCCGAUUCGGGUUUUCCACGUCUGGGACAAAUGAUACUAGACUAUGAAGUACCGCUGAAACGUUUAUCAGAGGAAUUCAUACCGCAUCAGCGUUUGCUAACCAAUGCAUUGCGUUCACUAAUCGCAAUCUAUCCGUUAAGGAAUCUACCAGCUGAUAAGUGGCGUGAAAUGCAAAAACUCAGUUUAGUGGGUAAUCCCGCAAUACUGCUGAAAGCUGUGCGCACUGACACCAUGUCCUGCGAGUAUGUUUCACUCGAAGCAAUGGAUCGUUGGAUCAUUUUUGGAUUACUGCUAAAUCAUCAAAUGCUGGGACAAUAUCAGGAAGUAAACAAAAUUUGGAUAUCUGCAUUAGAGUCGAGUUGGGUAAUUGCGCUAUUUCGCGAUGAAGUGCUGCAAAUACACCAAUACAUACAGAGCACUUUUGAUGGCAUCAAAGGUUAUAGUAAACGCAUUGGCGAGGUAAAGGAAGCAUAUGCUGUGGCAACACAGAAAGCAGCGCUCAUGCAUCGUGAACGUCGCAAGUUUUUGCGCACCGCUUUGAAAGAGCUGGCGCUUAUAAUGACAGAUCAACCGGGUUUGUUGGGACCAAAAGCAAUUUUCAUAUUUAUUGGUUUAUGCUUGGCGCGCGAUGAAAUAUUGUGGCUAUUGCGUCACAAUGAUAAUCCGCCGGUUACGAAGGGCAAAGGUAAAUCCAAUGAGGACCUUGUUGAUCGUCAAUUGCCCGAAUUGCUUUUCCACAUGGAGGAGUUGCGCGCAUUGGUGCGCAAAUACAGUCAAGUAAUGCAACGCUAUUAUGUGCAAUAUCUCUCCGGUUUCGACUCGAUCGAUCUCAACAUACGCAUGCAGAGUUUACAAGUGUGUCCGGAGGAUGAAAGUGUCAUAUUGUCGUCGUUAUAUAACACCGCUUCAAGUUUGACUGUGAAACAAGUGGAAGACAAUGAAUUAUUUGAUUUUCGCGCUUUUCGGCUGGAUUGGUUCCGCCUGCAAACUUACAUGAGCGUCAGUAAGGCUGCGUUGCGCAUCACAGAAAAUGUCGAAUUGGCGCGUUUGCUAGACUCCAUGGUUUUCCAUACACGCGUUGUGGACAACUUGGAUGAAAUACUGGUGGAGACCUCUGAUUUGAGCAUAUUCUGUUUCUACAAUAAAAUGUUUGACGAUCAAUUCCACAUGUGCUUGGAAUUUCCCGCACAGAAUCGUUAUAUUAUUGCAUUUCCACUGAUUUGCAGUCACUUCCAGAAUUGUACACAUGAAAUGUGCCCCGAGGAGCGUCAUCACAUACGCGAACGUUCACUAAGUGUGGUUAACAUCUUUCUAGAAGAGAUGGCGAAGGAGGCCAAGAAUAUUAUAACAACGAUUUGUGAUGAGCAAUGCACAAUGGCCGAUGCGCUAUUGCCGAAACACUGUGCCAAAAUACUGUCCGUGCAAUCGGCGCGCAAAAAGAAAGACAAAUCCAAAAAGCAAUUCGACGAUAUACGUAAACCCGGUGAUGAGUCGUAUCGUAAAACGCGCGAAGACUUGACCACAAUGGAUAAAUUGCAUAUGGCGCUCACCGAGCUCUGUUUUGCCAUCAAUUAUUGUCCGACAGUGAAUGUGUGGGAAUUUGCAUUUGCACCGCGCGAAUAUCUUUGUCAGAAUUUAGAGCAUCGUUUUUCGCGUGAUCUCGUCGGUAUGGUCAUGUUCAAUCAGGAGACCAUGGAAAUCGCAAAACCAUCGGAACUCUUGGCCACCGUGCGCGCCUACAUGAAUGUGCUGCAGACCGUGGAGAAUUAUGUGCAUAUCGAUAUAACGCGUGUGUUCAACAAUUGUCUGCUGCAGCAGACGCAAAAUUUAGAUUCGCAUGGCGAGAAGACCAUUGCGGCGUUGUAUAAUACAUGGUACAGCGAAGUGCUUGUGCGUCGCGUUUCCUCCGGCAAUAUAGUCUUCUCCAUGAAUCAGAAAGCAUUUGUGCCCAUCUCGCCCGAAGGUUGGGUGCCUUUUAAUCCGCAAGAAUUCUCCGACCUCAAUGAAUUGCGCUCCCUGGCCGAGCUAGUCGGUCCCUACGGCAUAAAAUCGCUGAAUGAAACACUCAUGUGGCACAUUUCUAAUCAAGUGCAAGAGCUCAAACAACACGUGGCCUCCAAUAAGGAUGUGCUCAUACUGCUGCGCACCAGUUUCGAUAAACCCGAAGUUAUGAAAGAACAAUUCAAGCGUUUACACGAUGUCGAUAGCGUGCUGCAACGCAUGACGCUCAUCGGUGUCAUACUUUGUUUCCGUAAUUUAGUGCACGAAGCGCUCGUGGAUGUACUCGAGAAACGUAUACCGUUCUUGCUGAGUUCAGUGCGUGAUUUCCAAGAGCAUUUGCCGGGUGGCGAUCAAAUACGCGUCGCCUCCGAAAUGGCCUCCGCCGCCGGUUUGCCAUGCAAAGUCGAUCCAACACUAACCAGCACACUGAAAUCAAAGAAACCCGAUUUCGAUGAAGGCGAACAUUUGGUCUCGUGUUUGCUCAUGGUUUUCGUUGCCGUCUCCAUACCGAAAUUGGCACGCAACGAAACCUCAUUCUAUCGCGCUUCCAUCGAUGGUCACUCGAAUAAUACACACUGCAUGGCGGUGGCAAUCAAUAAUAUAUUCGGCGCGCUAUUCACCAUCUGUGGUGAGAAUGAUAUUGAGGAUCGCAUGAAAGAGUUUUUGGCGUUGGCAAGCUCAUCGCUCUUGCGUUUGGGUCAGGAAUCGGACAAGGAGGCUACACGCAAUCGCGAAUCGGUUUAUUUGCUCUUGGAUGAGAUUGUGAAACAAUCGCCUUUCCUCACCAUGGACUUGCUGGAAUCGUGUUUCCCAUAUGUGCUCAUACGCAAUGCAUAUCAUGCGGUCUACAAGCAAGAACAAAUAUUGGGGCUAUAAAUGGUCGCCGAAAAAUGCAAAUGCAACGAGAAAUAUUUUUAAGGUUAUGAUGAAUUUGGUAUGGCGUUCAAUGUUGACGGUUUAGUAAUUUAAGCAGUUUAUAAUUGCUCUCAACGCUUGCAAGUGACUUGAAAAGUGAAGAAAAAGUAUUUAUACUCUAUGUCUUUUGCUGUCCACUCUACUCUACAUUCUAUUGCUGCAUUUAUAUGUAAUUAUAGAAUACAAAUUUAUAUAAAUAAAAACAUAUGUUUAGCAGUAUAGACAUUAUUUCCUGCUUAUUUAUAACUAUCUCUAUACAUAUAUUAUAUAAACAUACUAAAAUAAAGUAUUAAAACUUUCGUAGAAA